Chrysoperla carnea is the source of this 2061-nucleotide messenger RNA. RefSeq names its product membrane-associated progesterone receptor component 1-like. The coding region runs from base 55 to 645 and encodes 196 amino acids. NCBI's taxonomy places the organism in Eukaryota, Metazoa, Arthropoda, Insecta, Neuroptera, Chrysopidae. The transcript has 3 exons. The record is from RefSeq and is a predicted model, not a curated record. Gene Ontology annotation, cellular component: endomembrane system; membrane.
ACUGUAUAAACAAACGUAGCGGCAUGACGACGUAAAAAUUGUCAUUACACAAAGAUGGCCGAACAGGAAAGUAGUGCACCGCCGUUAGAAUCAUUACAAUCAGAAAAUUUAUUCAAAAGUCUUAUUUUAGAAAUAGUGAGUAGUCCAUUAAAUCUUAUUUUAGUGGCAAUUAUAUCAAUUUUGGUGUAUAAAAUUAUUAAAAGUCACCAAUAUGUGCCUGCCGUUCCACCUCCGGAACCUACUUUACCAAAAAUUAGAAAAGAUUUUACAAUAGAAGAACUUAAAAAAUACGAUGGUACGCAACCUGAUGGUCGAGUUUUACUUGCAGUAAAUGGUAAUGUUUACGAUGUUACCAAAGGCAAACGAUUUUAUGGACCUGGUGGUCCUUAUGCGUCCUUCGGUGGAAGAGAUGCAUCCAGAGGGUUAGCAACAUUUCAAGUUAGUGGUAAAGAUGAGUACGAUGAUUUAAGUGACUUAAAUACUGUGGAAAUGGAAUCUGUUCGAGAAUGGGAAGCUCAAAUGAAAGAAAAAUACGAUUUAGUUGGACGUUUAUUGCGACCCGGAGAAGAACCAACAAACUAUUCAGAAGAAGAAGACGAAGAAAAAGAUAAAAAUGCGUCAGGUGACAAACCAAAAGAAGAAUAAAAAUAAGUGAAAAAUAAGCAAAACACCAAUAUCAUAAGUCUGAUUUCCUUAGUAUGGCCAAGAGCAUAUUUUAAAAAGAAUCGAAAUUUAAAAAUUUAUUUUUUUAUUAUUGUUUAUUGUGAAUUCGUUUAAACGACAUCAUUUUUAAUACAUUAAUGCAGCAUUAUUAUCAAUCAGAAUGGCAAUUACCAAAAAAUUUAUGGAAUACAAUACAUAGAAAAAUCUUUGAUAAAUAUUUUUUAAAAUUUAUCGUAAUAAAUUAUUUUAUGUAGUCAUUGAAUUGAUUGUUCGAUUGAUUGCUGUUACCCGUCCCAUCUUUGUAAAAAAGAUUCAAAGCAUUUUGUUAUAAAAAUAUUUUAUUCUUUAUUAAAAAAGUUACUUUAUACAACUUUAUUGUAUUACAACUUUAUUUGUUAAUUUAAUUAUUAUAUCAUUUUUAAAAUAAAGCAUUCUAAUUCUUAAAUGCUUUUAAAAUGUUGUCUACAUCAUUUACUUUAUUAUGAAAUAAUCAAGUAAUAGUUAUAACUACGCCAAAGAGCAAUACCACUCGAAACAGUAGUUGAACUAAUAAUUAUUAAUAUUUCAAUAACAACGCCCGAGUGGCAAAAUUACAAAUUUAAGUGGUCGUUUGGACUAAAAUACUUAACGUAUUUUUAAUAAUGUUUAUAGGCUUGGCGUAGUAGUAAUAUUAAAAAAAAAAAAAAAUUACAAGUUUAUUUUUAUAUUUGUUUUAGAAAAGGUGUGCAUGUUAGAACAAAUUUAGGUAAUCAUUUCAUUUGUUGUUCCUUAAAUAUGAAUUUUACAAUCUAAUUGGCAAUCUAUUUUCAAAUCGGCUUUUAUUUUAAAUUAAGCUCUGUCGCGCAUGUGUUGAGUUAAACAUAGGAUGCUAAUUUUGUAGCUUUGAUACAUAUAGCAGCAUUCAACGCUGUACAGCGUCGUCUUUGGAUACAACGAAAAUAACGUGCUAUUCAAAAUGAAAUAUACAAAAAUAAUGUAAAAUUAUUACCACAUUCAGUAAAAAGUGAUCAAGUUAGCAUCGACAUCGAUCUUUAUACUUGUGGCAGUAUAAACUAAACGUAUCACGUUAAAUGACUGUAUAAUUAAUUGCAACAUACGCAACUUUCAUUAGAUUUUCAAAAAAUUUAAUUUUGAUUUAUAUACAAGUAUGUAGUCUUUUUAUUGUGAAAUAUAAUACCUCAUUUUUAAUAAUAGUAUAAUUUUUCGCAUAUGGCGUGAUCAUAAAUAUUGAAUUUCUCCAAUAUCUCGUAAUUAUAUCAGAACUCUCAGGGAACCCUCUGUCAUUUACCAGUUAUUGUUGCAAAUUAUUAUUAUUUUUUUUUUUUUGUAAUUGCUUAUGUAUUACAUCUCGUCUAUUGUUUAUGUAUUACACAGAAGGCUUGAGCAACAUUACAAAAU